UCAAACUUACCUACCCCACCUUUAAGUCUAAAAACAGAACUACCGAUGUAACAAGUAGACAGAUGGGGGUGUCCAGAUCAGGUUUCACAUGCUACAAAUAGGGGCCGUCCCCCUGCAGGGUCAUUAUGCAUUAAGCACAGGCUGAGCUGAAGUGUAAGUCUACACACACAGAGGUUAAAGGACAAUAACUUCUCUGCAGACAUGAGUCAAGUUGUGGAUAUUGAGCGCUAUGAUCUUGACAUUAAGAGAAACAGCAGCAGCCAUCACACCGAGCAGUGUGGAAAGGAGCGUUUGAUUGUAAGAAGGGGGCAGCCCUUCAAUAUCACCUUACACCUCAAGCCAGGCAGCAAAGAGUUCAAGCCGGGUGAAGAAAGCUUCACACUCAUCGUUGAGACUGGUCCAUUACCCAGAAAAGAGUCAGACACUAAGGCUACUUUUGAUCUAAGCGACUCCACAGCAGACGAUGAGUGGAGCGCUUCUGCCUCUUAUGAUCCCUCCGGAAACUCAGUGUCUGUCUCUAUCAGCUCCUCGCCCAACGCCCCUAUAGGGCUCUACUCUCUGACUCUGGACCAGGAUGGGCAGAAGACCAGUUUAGGACAGUUCACCCUGCUUUUUAAUCCUUGGUGCACCAGAGAUGCUGUUUACAUGCGCAGUGAGACGAAGAGGCAAGAGUAUGUUUUAGCUCAAUAUGGGCUCAUCUACAGGGGAGCAGCUACACGAAUCAAGGGGAAACCCUGGAACUUCGGACAGUUUGAACCAGGAAUACUGGAUAUCUGUCUAAAGAUCCUGGAUGAUAACCCCAAAUUUAUCUCUGAUGCCGACAAGGACUGCUGUGCCAGGAGGAAUCCCAUCUAUGUGACCAGGGUGCUGAGUGCUAUGAUCAACAGUAACAAUGACAGAGGUGUGCUGGUGGGAGAGUGGCAGGAUUUUACAGGUGGGGUUCAUCCAGGAAAGUGGAUCGGCAGCGGGGACAUCUUGCACCAGUGGACAGAAAGUGGCCCCGUCCGCUUCGGACAAUGCUGGGUCUUUGCUGCUCUUGCGUGCACAGUGUCCCGGGCCUUGGGCAUCCCAUGCCGAGUGGUUACUAACUUUGGAUCGGCUCACGACUCUGACGCCAACCUGAUGAUAGAAAACCUGUAUGAUGAAGAUGGUGAAAGAAUGUCAAAUGGUGAUUCGAUAUGGAACUUCCAUGUGUGGGUGGACAGCUGGAUGACUCGUCCUGAUUUGGGGACAGACUUUGAUGGCUGGCAAACCAGUGACCCUACCCCACAGGAGACAAGUGAUGGUGUUUUCUGUUGCGGACCGUCCUCUUUGAAGGCCAUCAGGGAAGGAGAGCUGACAAAGAAAUAUGACGCUCCCUUUAUUUUUGCUGAGGUUAAUGCUGAUGUUGUGGACCUGGUACGCCUGUCAAGUGGAAAGUUCGUACAGUUUAGUGGAUCAACUAAAUCUGUUGGACGGUACAUCAGCACCAAAGCUGUGGGCUCGGAUGAUAGACACGACAUCACACACCAGUACAAGUAUCCAGAAGGCUCAAAGGAGGAGAGGCAGGUGUAUGAGAAGGCUCAGCAUCACAACAAUCUACUGCAGCGAGGAGAAGAGCCGGGGCUCCAUCUCAAGAUCAAACUGGCUGAUAACAUGAUAGUGGGCUCGGACUUUGAAGUGCACGCUGUCCUCACCAACAACUGCGUGGACGCGAGGAUCUGCACCUUCCUGUUCUUCGCCAAGGCUGUCGGCUACAACGGAAAACUGGGAGACGGCUGCGGAUUCACUUCAGACAAAGUGGAGGUGCCCUCUGGAGAAGAAAGGCGCAUGUCCCUCAGACUGGAGUAUGAGCGUUACGGAUCAGCGAUCACCUCCGACAGGUUGAUCCAGGUGUCAGCCAUCACCAUCGACAAGCAAAUCACAAAUUACCAUAAGGCUGAGAAGACCAUCGUGCUGGACGAGCCAGAAAUACACAUCAAGCUGUUGGGAGAGGCCACAGUGAGGCAGAGUGUGACGGCCUCACUGACCCUCCUGAACCCUCUCCCAGAGCCCCUGCAGGACUGCAGCUUCACCGUGGAGGGGGUCGGCCUCACUGAGGGCAAACCCCUAACAGCCAGGAUUGAAGCUGUGGGCCCCAAACAGGAGGCCAAGGCCAGCUUUGAGUUCAGUCCCACCAGUGCGGGCCCCUGUGUGCUGCUGGUUAACUUUGAUAGCGACAAACUGAAGAAUAUCAUGAGCUCCAUCAAUGUUGUUGUGAAAGAAUCAGCCAGUACAGAAGCCAAUACAGUCUAAUGCCUUUUUUUUAAGCCCCUUAUAUAUCCACAUAUUGUCCUAGGAUUUGUUGUUAUAAUUUCCAAAAUCAUUAAUUUCAUGAUGAAAUACAAUGAUCCACAUCCACUAAUCAUUAUGUACAGUGCUUCCUUAGUAAGCCUUAAAACUAUAAUAUUUUGACAUUAAGAAAUUAACUUCACUUAAAUAAUUAAUAACGUAACAUAUUAAUUUGUAUUUGGUCACAUUUAAAUGAAAACAUUUUGUUAUUGGUAAAAACAAUUUCCGAUAAGUUAACAAAUGUUUUUUCAAUAUACAAUGUUUUGAGGCUUGGGGUGUGUUUGUGUAAUUGCAGUGUGAAAAUAAAUGCCAUGUCACAUAAUG
Trematomus bernacchii (emerald rockcod) is the source of this 2634-nucleotide messenger RNA. Its product is annotated as protein-glutamine gamma-glutamyltransferase 2-like. The record is from RefSeq and is a predicted model, not a curated record. Gene Ontology annotation, biological process: peptide cross-linking. The transcript is spliced from 15 exons. Gene Ontology annotation, molecular function: protein-glutamine gamma-glutamyltransferase activity. Lineage: Eukaryota; Metazoa; Chordata; Actinopteri; Perciformes; Nototheniidae. The coding region runs from base 202 to 2274 and encodes 690 amino acids.